GAGAAACUCUCGGUCCUCACAAGACGGAGAAGAAGAACAGCACACUUACUUGAAAGUAUAAACCUCACACAAUGACAACCACAGGAAACUUUUAUGAAAGAAGAAAUGCUCGAAAUGUAAAAGAACUAGUCUGCGAUGGAAAAUACAUUGAAAUUAAAGAUCUGAAAUUGAGAGAUGACAUAAAAGGAGAACACAUUUCUUGGAAAUAUCUUUCAAAAGACAUCCCAGAUUAUCCGACUCCUGUUGAAUUUCACAUCACAGAAGUGGCUCAUGUCACUAAUAAGAAAUGUAUUGAAGGGAUCUUGAGCUCAUGUGGGUUUUUGGGUCUCGAUGAAGAUUCACUGUCAUGGUGGAACCUGAAAAUCUCUGAUGAAGAUAUAACAGCAGCUGAGGAGCGUUUUAUUGAGAGUUUCUUCCCAAACUCAAGCAAAGAAGAAAGAGAAGCUCAGCAGCCGUUUCUGCGUCAGUUCACCACAUCACCCUUGUUCCGUGAAUCCUCACGCUACGGCAACUUCCGCUUCACAUAUCAACUCACUGAACUGAUGGAGGCCUAUAAGGAGCAGAUAUGUGUUGAUGAAGAGCCGGUUCUCAGGCUAUAUCAGACCAAACUUUUCAAGCAGGAAAUUGAGUAUGUCAUUCUUGUACACAGCCCUAAGGUUAAUAGAUGGUUCAAAGAUCUUCCAGAGUUGGCAUCCAGCCCAUUGGUUGCUUAUGACGGAAAACAAAUCAUCUGGAAAGCACAAGCCAUUUGUGAAACCCACAAUUUCCAAAUGGCAAAACAUGAAAAUAAUGUAGUGAUAGAACCUAUGAAUUCAUUUGAAUUUUAUGUGUGGGAUCAGCUUAGCCUUGCCUUUCAUAUAGAAUCCAAUAAGAUCCUUGCCUUCCCUAAAAGAAGCCUUGACCAAAACCCCAGUGUUUGUGAAAUUGAUCAAAUCGACCUUUCAAACAAUGGAAGUUUCCCUUCCAUCGCUGAAGCCAAGGAAUUCCUUGAAAGUUUGCCAGAAUAUGAAUCAAAAAAAGAUGAAAAAGAAGAAAAUUUAUCUGGGAAGAUUAAAGUGGAAGAUGAAUAACCCCUGGUUUCAAAGAAGUCUAGCCCCGGACUAAAUACCUCGUGGUGUGAUAAAUCGUUAAGGUUUAAAUAAAUAAAGGGUGAUGAGUGGUUUGUAUCUUAACAAUAUGGCCACAUCUUGUCAAUUCGUGUUAUUUUAUUUAGCUGUUUAUUUCGAAGAUUUGGGGUAUUUUGAGUUUCAAAUAUCAAAAUGAAGUUACAUGACUGUACACUCUUAGAAAUGAAAUGUUGUAUUUAAUUAAUAAAGUUAUGUCAACCGGUCCCACAAAACUUAGUUGCUUAAAUGGAAAAGGUAAUAUACAAUUAAUUGUAACAAUAGUUGCCAACUCUAUAAGCAACCUCAGCUUUAAAAACAAGCCCAAAACAAGCCCAAUAUAAUUCGAUUAUUUUUUACCAUCGUUCUUAUUUAUCAUUAACAAUUUUUUUUACAAUUAAUGAGCCUGCAAUAUUUAAACUGGAAAUUCUUUAUUUUAAGAUGAAGAGCAGAAGAUAUUUAGUAAAAAUCAGCAAACGGCAACAAAACAUCAGGGCACGCUUUAAACACUCAUCUUCAAUGACCUGAGCAGAAUAGGGUUGGAGAGAUGGAAAAGAAGAACAAGAUAAGAGCCUUAAAGGGCUUUGUUGUACUUUUUUCCAUACUUGGACCACUUUGUUGGUACCAUUGUUUUCUCAAAUUUACAUGUUUUAUUUAUGUCCAUCGAAAUGUCAUCGCUCGGAUUACAACGUCACGUGCCUGCACUUUGAAUUAGACUUUCUCCAAUGAGGGGAGAGGGGGAGGAGGGGGCUGAACGUUUUGACGACAUACGUUACAGAAUUGAUUUUACUUCAUUGAUUGGCGAUUAGCUGUAAUCUGAAAGUGUAAAUCAAUGCAUGCGUGUAAAACUGUGACCAUAAAUUUAUAGAAACGAAGUUGCUUGUCAAAUUUUCCUAACAAGCAACAAAUAUUUUUUAAAUAAGACCAAAAAAACGCAACCCAUGAUUUAGGAUUUUUUAACGCGACUUGAUAAAAAAACAAACCCAAAGUCGCGGAUUAUAAGCGGACUUGGCAACUAUGAUUGUAACAUAAUGUUUUAAGUAUAUCGUUCAUAACUGUGUUAAUUAAAUGGUACAUCACACACUUUUUUUGAAUAAAUGUAAAUUAUUGUCUUGAAUUUAA
This is a messenger RNA of Triplophysa dalaica, 2225 nucleotides long. RefSeq lists its product as uncharacterized. Lineage: Eukaryota; Metazoa; Chordata; Actinopteri; Cypriniformes; Nemacheilidae. The coding region runs from base 72 to 1070 and encodes 332 amino acids. The record is from RefSeq and is a predicted model, not a curated record. The transcript is spliced from 2 exons.